Messenger RNA from Ailuropoda melanoleuca (giant panda), 543 nucleotides. RefSeq names its product P antigen family member 3-like. NCBI's taxonomy places the organism in Eukaryota, Metazoa, Chordata, Mammalia, Carnivora, Ursidae. The transcript has 6 exons. The record is from RefSeq and is a predicted model, not a curated record. The coding region runs from base 76 to 543 and encodes 155 amino acids.
AGCUGAAAUCAUUUGAGGCGGUCGUGUUCUCUCUGCCCUGAGCUUUCCCGCUACCUGAAUUCGACUGGGUGAACUAUGAGUGGCCGAGUCAGAUCAAGAUCCAAGUCCAAUCAAAGAAAGGAUGAUCGAGGGUCUAACCAGCAUGUGGCCGAGCAGCAGCCCAGUGAUGAGCACCCGAAACAGAAGGAGGUACCACCUUGCGAGUUUGUGUUCAUGGGGAACAUGGCUGGCUCAGUCGGACCUGAAAUGAAAGCUGAUCUCCAAGAACUGGUUCAGUCAAAGACUGGGGAUAAAAGCAAAGAUGCUCCUGAUGUGAAGGGGGCAAGUUUACCAAAUCUAGAGCCCAUUAAAAUACCAGAAGCAGAUCUUAUGGCCUUGUGCACGGUGGCCAGUGGUCCCUAUGCCUGGAAGGGCAGGAAAGCCGGAUACAUGGAGAACGUGGAUUCUCCUGGGACACUUCCCCCAACUACUAGCUCUGCAACUUUAGUGAGAGUGUGCCACUUAUUGAACCUCAGUUUUCCCAUCUGUCAAAGAGACCAGUAA